CUGGCCUUGCAUAAUUGUUGUCAAAAUGACUCUUCCACCGACCCAGGCACAGUGACAGCCUGGCAGGGGCACAUCUGCUGCACGACAGUCUUGUCCCGAUGAUCGGACGAUAUUCACUACCUAUCAAUGCAUUUGAAAGGUAACUCGAUACAAUCUGUAGAUGAAAUGGCGAAAUUCUAUUCUGUGGAUGACACAAAAGACAAUUGAUGUAUUAUUGUUCGCUAGGUGCAAGCUAGCGGUGUGAGGCAGUCAAGCCAGCAAUGUCAACUGGUGUUAGCUAGCCUGCUAGCCCUGCAAUUUACUCUAUUCAGCCACAGUGAUUGAAUAAUGAUAGCCAGCUAUCGCAACCUAAACAAACAUUUGCUUUCCGGGGAUGAAACAAAGUGUCUAGCUAGCUAACGUUAGCUAUAUAUUGUGGGAAGAUUUUGCCCAAACGUCACUUACAAUAGCCUAGUUUAAAGCCUUACUUAGUUAGCUACUAGGUAACUUAAUGAUGACAGCUGACAUGGGCUUCGUCCAUGGGCGGUUUCACUGAAUCAUCUGCAGUCUAGCUGAACUGUCGGCACCGUUGUAACGUUAGACAAGCCGGUCCACGAGUGGUUACACUGUAGCUAGCGUGUGACUGGAUAGCUAUGCAAAAUUCUGUUUGUCACUGGCACACACAUUAUUUUCGGGCUGUGCAUUAUUGCCGAGCCCUGCCUUGUGGUAUUGAUUCGUAUAAUGAGUGAUCAUUAUGUAAAAGUGAAGGUUCAACUCGAACAAAUGAAAUCAUCAGGCGAGGGUGUGGAGAAGGAGGAGGCAGAUAUAAUCGAGGAUGAGGUGCUGGUGGCAUCCUCGCCCGCAUCUGUCUCCCCAAUCCAGGCUAGUGGUACCCCCGCAGCCCAAAGGGAAACACCCAAGACCUCUGUCACUUGCAGGAAUCAGAGUAAAAGUAGGAGCAAACUAGGCAAAGAUGAGAAGAACACCUGCACCAAGCAGGAUUCAGUCCCUGCACUGCAAGGGACAAUAGUAGCUUCCAAUGCCAAUUCGGGGAAACCUGUGAAUCGAAAAGACAAUGAACAGCAGAUGCUUCAAAUCAAAGGGACUGGGAAGAUGCUGCAGGGGAAGACGGAAACAAAUGGUAACACUGUUCCCAUCCACCUGCCGGAAGACAUCAAAGUAGGCCCACACAACAAAGAGGACGCCAACAAAGUUGCGAAGAGGAGGAAGCCAGUCACCGUGGACACGUUCAAAGCCAAAACCUCUUUGGAGGCACUGAAGCUCAGCAUCAGGCAGCUCAAAUGGAAAGAGUUCCCUGUGGGUAGACGGUCUGCCUGUGACAUCUACUGGCAUGGAGUCUCUUUCCAUGACAAUGACAACAUCAUCUCUGGACAGGUCAACAAGUUCCCAGGUAUGAUUGAGAUGCUGAGGAAGAUCAACCUGACCCGAGCUGUGAGGACCAUGCAGGAGCUGUUCCCUGAGGAGUACAACUUCUACCCCCGCUCCUGGAUCCUGCCCGAGGAGUACCAGCUCUUCUCCACACAGAUCAGUCUGGCCAAGGACAGUGACCUGUCCCAGAAGCCCACCUUCAUCAUCAAGCCGGACGGAGGGUCCCAGGGGGACGGCAUCUACCUCAUCCGUGACCCCGGCGACCUCAGGGUCAUAGCAGGGUCACAUACCAAGCAGUCCGUGGUCCAGGAGUACAUCCACAAGCCCCUGCUCAUCGACAAGCUCAAGUUCGACAUCCGUCUCUACGUGCUGGUCAAGUCCCUGGAGCCGCUGGAGAUCUAUAUCGCGAAAGAGGGGCUGUCGCGUUUCUGCACCGAGCCAUACCAGGAGCCCAGUCAGAAGAACCUGAGCCAUGUGUUCAUGCACCUGACCAACUACUCCCUCAACGUCCAGAGCGGGAACUUUGUCCACUCAGACAGCCUGUCGUCGGGCAGCAAGCGCACCUUCUCCAGCGUGCUCUACCGCCUGGCCUCUAAGGGAGUGGACAUUAAGAAGGUGUGGUCAGAUAUCAUCUCUCUGGUCAUCAAGACGAUCAUCGCCCUGGUUCCUGAGCUCAAGGUUUACUACCAGGCCGACAUACCGCCCGGCAAACCAGGACCCACCUGUUUCCAGAUCUUGGGAUUUGACAUCCUCCUGAUGAAGAACCUAAAGCCAGUUUUACUGGAGGUCAACGCCAACCCCAGUAUGAGAAUAGAACACGAGCAGGAGGUGUCCCCGGGGGUGUUUGAGUACGUCCCCAGCCCAGUAGAUGAGGAGGUGAAGGUGGGAGUCAUUAGGGACACACUUCGUCUCAUGGACCCUGCUCAGAAGAAAUCACUAACGUCCUACCCAGAGCACCAGCAGGAGGAGAUGUUGGGGUCACCAGUGAGGGGGACUGGGGAGGAGGGGCGUGUCCUGCCCUCUAUGUGUCUGAAGCAGGUGUUCCCUAAGUACACCAAGCAGUUCAGCUACCUGCGGACCGUGGAGCGCAUCACUGCCCUCUUCCUGCGCUUCCUGGGGGUCAAGGGCAACAUGCGCCUGGGGCCCACUGGCUUCAGAACCUUCAUCAGGAACUGUAAACUGAGCAACAGUCAUUUCUCCAUGGCGACUGUGGAUAUCCUCUACAUCGACAUCACACGACGCUGGGCCAGCAUGCUGCCUGACUCCAGAGAAGCGGGGAUGGGUCUGCAGGCAUUUGUGGAGGCCUUCUUCUACCUGGCCCAGCGCCGGUUCAAGUCCCUCCCCCUGAGGGAGCAGGUGGUGUCCCUGCUGGAGGUGUGUGAGGCUCAGCUGGAGAACCAGGGAAGAGGGGAUCCUGGAGGAGCUCUACCCGAGGACAGCACCGCCUCCACCAGGCGCUCUGUAAGCUGCGGCAGGACCCAGACAGGCAGGACUCAACACCCCCACCAUAUGUCAACCUCCGCCCCAGGCCAGGCUCUGUCGGCCCCCCAGCUCUGCUCCCCGGCCACCCCGCGCAGGGCCUCGUCCCAAGACUACAGGCUGCAUCAGAGACUACGGCCCACACACAAGGGCAAUGUAGAGAACUGACCCGACUGGGGCCUAAGGAGCUAUACUCACACACGCUCACCCACACACACACACUGCUAACAGAGGAACACAAAGACUGGCUCAAAUUCCCCCAGGGGGUCCUGUUGAGAGAAGAGACACAGAUUGUUGGGAGCUGACCUCAGAGGCUCAGCACCAUGAGGCCUUUUCUGGAAUUCAUUACUUUUCCUUAAAAAGAAGAGGAGGAAGUCCACAGGGUGGUUGAGGAAGUGGGAGAACGAGGUGUGUGUGUGUGUGUGUGUCAAGAAAGGCCACUCAGGUCCUGCGGGGGAGAUGGUUGGUUGUAAGGCCCUGCUUGAGAUGCAAUUAUUGAUUAAUAACUUCAGGGUCGGUUGUGUCUCGCUUCAGCCCUGUCGAGCAACCCACUGAGCAAUCACACACACACGCUCUCUCUUCAGGGAAACACACGUACUGCAGUUUUACACACAGUGUAUGUUGCGGGUAUGGAUCUGAGCAUUUCCACGAUAGCUUUAGAACCUACAACAUUUGCACAAAUGUGUGUGUGUGUUUGCAUGCAUGUGUGUUUAGUGUAUUUGAUAUAAUGGCCAUAAACUGUAAGGGCCAGCGGUUCUGCCAUUCGGCUGUUCCUGCUCACAGAACCAAUCAGUGAUGAGAUGUCUCAUCAUUGUACCAAAGGGAAAAGGACAUCCUCCCAGACAGUUCCGCCCAAUCACAAAUCGUCCCUUAGCCCAACAGUACCCCCAUGCACUGAAGACCACCUGAGAAGAUUGGAUGGUAUAUAAAUAAUAUGAAGAAAAAAACCCAGCCUAUCUGAAGACAAAGUGAAGUAAUUAAAGAAUUGCCAAUACCUAUCAUAUACUCUCAGAUCUCCAGAAGUGCAUAGGUUGUAUGGGCUAUGGUUUGAUUUGGGACUGGGCAUUUCCUCUCCUUUCAUAACAGCAGCUACUCCAAUAACAUAGCAGCCUUAGACAAACAGCAGUGAGAGAGACAGAUGGUUACUCAAAAUGGCCGCCACAGACACAAUAGGAGCACAUCUCCUUUGCUUUGACACCCUACAUGGGGAAUAGGAAGUUAUGAGACAGAACCAGGACUGUAUCAGGAGAAUGCUGUCAUUCAACACUGCUUGUUUACGAAUACUGUGUCAUCCGUAUCCAUAGGAAUGUUUUUGAAUUGUAUUUGAUUUUGUUCGUUUUUCUCAACAUAAUUUAUUCCCGUCAGUCAGUGUCACCUAUAAACAGUUGCUGCUUGCAGGAGAAUGAAACUAAACACUAAAGCUAUCAUAUUGGUUCCUUCAGUACCAUAUGGGCUGCUGCUUGUCCACAUGCCCAUAAUUAAGAACACACACUACACUACUAAGACUAUAGACGUUUGCUCCAUCUACUACUGUACUCCACCACAGCAUCUGAGAAUAGAGAUACUUAACCAUAACCUCCAUUGGGAUGUACUGUGCGUCUGUUCAUAGCACUGCAAUACAGAAUAAAGGACUGUAUUUAAACCA
Messenger RNA from Salmo salar (Atlantic salmon), 4492 nucleotides. RefSeq names its product tubulin tyrosine ligase-like family, member 11 (gene ttll11). NCBI's taxonomy places the organism in Eukaryota, Metazoa, Chordata, Actinopteri, Salmoniformes, Salmonidae. Gene Ontology annotation, biological process: microtubule cytoskeleton organization; protein polyglutamylation. Gene Ontology annotation, molecular function: tubulin binding; tubulin-glutamic acid ligase activity. The record is from RefSeq and is a predicted model, not a curated record. Gene Ontology annotation, cellular component: ciliary basal body.